GCCAGGCAGCUUAACUGGAACCAUGGAGCACACUAGAUUGCGUCGUUCACUUUUCAAAUUCCCAGUACCCCCACCCGGAUAAUUGUCGGUUGCUUUGCUCAGAAUCCUCGCAGGAAAACUCCAUGGUAGCAGCGUGUCCUGCUGGUUAAAGAGGGUUCAACAUUCUGCAAAUACCUGCCUCAACGAAUUGACUCCCAAUUCUAACGACAAACAUGACCUCUGCAGAAGUCGCAAACAAGUUACCAAACGACUUCAUAUGGGGGUUCGCUACUGCGAGUUUCCAGAUCGAAGGAUCCACCAAUGUUGAGGGACGCGGAAAGUCUAUUUGGGACGACUUCUCGAAGCAACCUGGAAAGACAAUGGACGGUAAAGACGGUGAUGUGGCUACCGAUUCAUAUAGGCUCUGGAGGGAGGACAUUGCCCUGCUUUCCAAGUACGGUGUCAAAUCUUACCGCUUUUCCUUAUCCUGGUCUCGCAUCAUCCCUCUCGGUGGCCGCAACGACCCCGUCAAUCCCGAGGGCAUAGCGUUCUACUCCAAUUUCAUCGAUGCCCUGCUGGAAAAUGGUAUCAUCCCAUUUGUCACCUUGUACCACUGGGACCUUCCCCAGGUCCUGCACGACAGAUACGGCGGGUGGUUGAACAAGAACGAGGUCGUACAGGACUACGUCCGCUAUGCCCAGGUCUGCUUCCGGGCUUUCGGAGACAGAGUAAAACACUGGCUGACAAUGAACGAGCCAUGGUGCAUCUCAAUUCUGGGGUAUGGAAGGGGCGUCUUCGCGCCAGGACGAUCAAGUGAUCGAGACAGAUCACCCGAGGGCGACUCCUCCACUGAACCGUGGAUAGUUGGCCACAGCGUCAUUUUAUCGCACGCAUACGCUGUCAAAAUUUACCGCGAGGAGUUCAAGGCUGCACAGGGUGGCCAGAUCGGAAUCACCCUCAAUGGUGACUGGGCCAUGCCAUACGAUGACAAUCCAAAGAAUGUGGAAGCGGCCCAGCAUGCCCUUGACGUAGCUAUCGGAUGGUUCGCUGACCCAAUCUACCUCGGUCAUUACCCGGACUACAUGAAACAGAUGCUCCGAGAACGUCUGCCGGAAUUUACACCGGCAGAAUUGGCAGUCGUCAAAGGAUCCUCUGAUUUCUAUGGCAUGAACACCUACACCACCAACUUGUGCAGAGACGGUGGCGAUGAUGAAUUCCAAGGGUUGGUCGAGUACACUUUCAUCCGUCCCGACGGCACUCAGUUGGGUACCCAAGCACAUUGUGCCUGGUUGCAGGAUUAUCCUCAAGGUUUUCGCCAUCUGCUUAAUUAUAUUUGGAAGAGAUACAUGCUACCUAUCUACGUCACCGAAAAUGGUUUUGCCGUCAAGGACGAGCAUUUGAAGCCGAUUGAGGAGGCGUUGCAGGAUAAGGACCGUGUGAACUACUUCAAGGGUGUCACCGCUUCUCUCAAGGCCGCUGUGCUUGAGGAUGGUGUAGACGUCAGGGCCUAUUUCCCGUGGAGCUUCGUGGAUAACUUCGAGUGGGCGGAUGGAUACAUCACGCGGUUUGGCGUGACAUAUGUCGACUAUGAGACCCAGCAGCGGUAUCCCAAAAAUUCUGCGAAAUUCCUUGUCAAGUGGUUUGGAGAGAACAUCGAGGCGGGGGAUAAGAAACCGCAAUAGAGUGACUGUUGUUCUCGACUGUUCUCGACCACCCGAGUCAUUGGAGGACUGGGGGAUCAAUUGUU
Suillus clintonianus is the source of this 1726-nucleotide messenger RNA. RefSeq names its product glycoside hydrolase family 1 protein. The record is from RefSeq and is a predicted model, not a curated record. Bases 213 to 1661 code for a protein of 482 amino acids. The transcript is spliced from 18 exons. Gene Ontology annotation, molecular function: beta-glucosidase activity. Gene Ontology annotation, biological process: carbohydrate metabolic process. NCBI's taxonomy places the organism in Eukaryota, Fungi, Basidiomycota, Agaricomycetes, Boletales, Suillaceae.